Messenger RNA from Prunus armeniaca (apricot), 714 nucleotides. The record is from the annotation of a GenBank genome assembly. NCBI's taxonomy places the organism in Eukaryota, Viridiplantae, Streptophyta, Magnoliopsida, Rosales, Rosaceae.
AUGGGGAGUUUUGGAAAUUUUGGGAAUGGUGGAAGAAAGAGAUGGAGAGAUGGAGAGAUGAGAGGAGAGAGCACGGGAGGAGAGGAGAGGCGAAAAACAAACAUCAAAGCUAAGCAAUGUGCCCGAGAACUGAAGGAAAAGGUGAAGAUGAUCUUAAUGGCUCCAGUUAAAAAGCCUUCACAAAAAUUGGACUUGAUUCAGGACAUUCAGCGCUUAGGUGUUUCUCACCAUUUUGAAAAUGAGAUUGAGGAACUUCUGCAGCAAAUUCACAACAGCUCCCAUGACAGUACUGAGCCUGGGGACCAAGAAACUGAUAAUGAGCUUUACACUGCAGCGCUCCGAUUUCGAUUACUCAGACAACAAGAUAUAUUCAAUAAUUUCAAGGACAGUGAUGGGAAAUUUAAGGAAUCCCUGGUGAAUGACGUAGUAGGACUUUUAAGCUUGUACGAAGCCACACAUCUUAAGGGCUUCCCAAGACUAGAAACAAGGCAUUACCUGUCUCUCUAUCAGGAACGCGAUUCACAGAAAGAGACUCUCCUGAAUUUCGCAAAGCUGGAUUUCAAUCUACUGCAACAAGUUCAUCAAAGAGAACUAAGUGAAAUUUCAAGGUGGUGGAAGGACUUAGACUUUGUAAACACGCUUCCUUUUGCAAGAGACAUAGUAGUUGUAGUUGAGAGCUACUUUUGGGCUUCGGGAGUACACUCUUCAGUUUGA